UGCUACGGUAGUCCUUGUUGAGAUCAGAUUACAUUGGAUGCUCUGCUGAUGAAAAGAUGAAAUCAAGCAACAAAGUUUGUACAUAAAGCACGUAAGGCCGGGAAGGGGGGGCCUAUUGGCUUACCGUGUGUUUGCCACUAUCAUGCACUGUGACUUGUGAGUAGUCAGCUAGCUUUACAAAAAGGUAUGAACUGAUGAUGAUGUUCCCUUACUAUGUCUUUAUUCAUGCGUGAACACGUUGAAGCUUUGUACGCGGAAGGUAAAGGUGCUUUAGUUGGGGUUCUUCUUUUUCCUCUCUUCGAUGAUUUUCUGGGAAAGCCUGAGCACCAUAAAAUUUUCAAUAACUUAAUAAAUCUCAUUCAUCUCAAAUAUCCCCUUCUCUUUCUUCGAUAUAUUAUCAAGCGCUCGCAGCUUUCACUUCUUUUUUACUCGCAAGUUACAAGUCUAUUGUUAGUUCCUUGAGAGAAACACAAACAGAUGGAGUGCAUCAUGACUAUCUUGCAGAUUUGCUGCAGAUCGUUAACAUUUUCUUCUCCUUCAUCUGCUGCACCUGCUGCUGCUGGUGACGAUGAUCAUGAUGGUAUUGAAUCGUUAACUUUUUCUCCGUCAUCUGCUGCGGCUGCUGGUGGUGGUGGUGAUGAUCAUGAUGGUAUUGAAGCUAAUAUCCCCCCUCGUCGGGAAAAUUAUGAUGUGUUUAUCAAUUUCCGAGGUGAGGACACCCGCCUUGGUAUUACCAGCCAUCUUCAUGCUGCCUUACUUCAGAAAAAAAUUGAAACCUACAUAGAUUACAGACUUCAGAAGGGAGAAGAAAUCGGACCUGCCCUUCUAGAGGCAAUCGAGAAAUCCACGCUUUCGGUGAUCAUUUUCUCACAAAACUAUGCUUCUUCCACAUGGUGUUUGGAUGAGCUUGUGCAUAUACUCGAAUGCAAGGUAAGAUAUGGCCAGAUGGCUAUACCUGUAUUCUACGACAUCAAUCCAUCUGAUGUACGAAAACAACACGGGAGUUAUGCGGUUGCAUUUGCUCAACUUGAAAACCGUUUCAAGGACAAUAUUGAUAAGGUGCGCAAGUGGAGGGAUGCUUUGACGACUGCAGGCAAUCUAUCUGGGUUUGAUUAUUCAAACAAACCCGGGACGGAAGCAGAUCUAAUUAAGAAUGUUGUCGAUCAUAUUUGGAGAAACUUGAAUUGUGAAUCAUCAUGUGGUUUAGAGGGCCUGGUUGGAAUUGAAAGUUGCAUUCAGCAAAUUGAAUCGCGACUGGGCAUUUACUCAAAGGACGCUUGCAUCACUGUUGGUAUUUGGGGCAUGGGUGGUAUUGGCAAGACCACCCUUGCUGAAACUAUAUUUCACAGACUCUCUUCUAAAUUCGAAGCUUCUUGUUUCCUUAAAAAUGUCAGGGAGAAAUCAGAACGAUCAGAUGGACAAGAUCGCUUGCAAAAGCAACUUCUAAGUGAGAUAUUCAAGGAAGAAGGUAUAUCCAUAGAAUCACCUGCUAUUCGAAAUAGGCUCAGCCUCACAAAGGUCUUCAUUGUUCUUGAUGAUAUGAGUAGUCCAAUGCAAAUGCAACGUUUAGCUGGUGAUCGUCUUAGGUAUGGCACUGGAAGUAGAAUCAUUAUCACAAGUAGAGAUAGGGACACACUUACACACACUGUUAAAGAGGAUAAUAUCUAUGAGGUUAAGGUAUUAAAACCAGAUUACGCUCUUCAGCUCUUCUGUUCGCAUGCUUUCAAGAAUAACACUACUCGUAGAACAGAUUAUGAGGAGUUGGCGAAAAAGAUUGUGGAUUAUGCCGGAGGCGUUCCUUUAGCUCUUACAGUUCUGGGGUCCUUGUUCUUCAAUUGCAAGAGUAAAGAAGACUGGGAAGAUGAAUUCAAUAAAUUGAAACGAUUUCCUAGACCAGAUAUCCAGAAAGUGUUGAGAAUAAGUUAUAAUAGAUUGGAAGAAAAUGAGAAGGACAUAUUUCUGGAUAUAGCAUGUUUUCAUAGAGGGAAGGAAGUGAAUGAGGUAAAACGAAUGUUAGAUGUUCGUGGAUUCUUUGCGACAUCCGGAAUUAGAAUUCUCCGUGAUAGGUCUCUCAUAUCAAUUGAUUCAAAAAGACAGGUAGGGAAAGUCAUAGAGAUGCACGAUUUGCUACAAGAAAUGGGAAGGACAAUUAUUCAUGAACAAUGUAUUAAAGAUCCCAGUAAACGGAAUAGGUUGCUCACGAAAGAGGAUAUCUAUCAUGUACUGAAAAGUGACAAGGAAACUCCAAACGUUGAAGCCAUAUUUAUUGAAUGGAAUAAGAGUGAAAAGCAACCACUGGAACGCGCAGACUUCAAAUUGAUGCCAAACCUAAUAAUGCUAAGUGUGGAUAAUUCUCAAAUAUUUGACCGCAAAUCCACCGCUUCUAUAGACCUUCCCGAUUCUCUUCGUUACCUCUACUGGGGGGGAUAUCCACUGGAAUCUUUACCGUCAAAAUUUUCGCCGGAAAAUCUAGUUGAGCUUCAUGUGCCACAAGGCCGAGUUAAAAAGCUCUACAAAGAAGACCAGAGACUUGUCAACUUACAAGUGAUCGAUCUCUCUUGGUGUGUACGUUUGGUUGAAAUUCCUUGGUAUUUUCAAGAUCUUGACAAGCUUACUUAUCUUGAUCUUCAUGGCUGCACAAGUCUUAAGUAUCUUCCAGAGAUGCCAAGAAAUAUUAAAUACUUGGAUUUAUCUAUGAGUAGUAUAAAGGAAUUGCCCCAAUCAAUUUGGUCAAACGAAAAAAUUUCUUACUUGAAUAUAAAUGAUUGCGGAGACCUUGAGAAACUUCCAAGCAACAUGUGUAAGUUGAAAUAUCUCGAGGAACUCGAUCUCUCCGACUGCUUUAAACUUGAAUACUUCCCAAAGAUCUUGGAGCCGAUGGAACAUUUGAAGUCCUUAAAUUUAAGUAGAACAUGGGUUCAAGAGCUACACUCAUCAAUCGAGUUUCUCCCUGCUCUCGAAAUACUAGAACUAUGUGGUUGCAAAAGGCUUUCAAGUAUCCCAAAGAGCAUUUGUAAGUUGAAGUAUCUCAAGAAACUCGAUCUCUCUUGGUGCUCGAAACUUGAAAACUUCCCAGAGAUCUUGGAGCCAAUGGAACAUUUGAAGUCUUUAAAUCUAAGUCAAACGGCGGUUUCAAGCAUCCCAAAGAGCAUUUGUAAGUUGAAAUAUCUCGAGAAACUCAAUCUCUCCAGCUGCUUUGAACUUGAAAACUUCCCAGAGAUCUUGGAGCCAAUGGAACAUUUGAAGUCUUUAAAUUUAAGUCAAACGGCGGUUCAAGAGCUACACUCAUCAAUCGAGUUUCUCCCUGCUCUCAAAAUACUAGAACUAGAUGAUUGCAAAAGGCUUUCAAGUAUCCCAAAGAGCAUUUGUAAGUUGAAAUAUCUCGAGAAACUCAAGCUCUCUAGGUGCUCCAAACUUGAAAACUUCCCAGAGAUCUUGGAGCCAAUGGAACAUUUGGAGUGUUUAAAUUUAUGUAAAACAGGGGUUCAAAAACCCUCACCAGGCGAGUUUCUCCCUGCGCUCCAAUGGAAAUCAGUGUUCUACGACUCCGACUCAUCAGACCCUUGAAUUUUGGUAAGUGGAACAUCGGUUAAAAAGCCGUUUUUAAAACCACUGACAGAUGUAAACAAGAUCAUAAAGAGUAGGGGAACUUAUAGCUUCCGGAGAGUUAUGUUCGUGGUCAUACAAUAUAGGCGCAUAACUGUAACCAUGGACAGUGUUCAUGCCUGCACAAUCAGCUCGAAAUGUCAUAUGCAACAACGACAUGUUCUCUUUCAAGAUAAUGUGGCAUGAUGGAUGGGUGGUCAUUCUAUCAAUCAAGAUUGCACAUUCAGACAUGACUCAAUUUAAUUGUAUUUAUGGACGUUUGUAUGUCAAUUGGCCAGCAAAAAAUUACUCCCAAUUACAAAUAAAAUUUUAUUCUAGCUGCAGCCGGGCCAUAUAAUGCUGCCUUCACCA
Messenger RNA from Malus domestica (apple), 3957 nucleotides. NCBI's taxonomy places the organism in Eukaryota, Viridiplantae, Streptophyta, Magnoliopsida, Rosales, Rosaceae. The record is from RefSeq and is a predicted model, not a curated record.